Candidula unifasciata is the source of this 248-nucleotide messenger RNA. The record is from the annotation of a GenBank genome assembly. NCBI's taxonomy places the organism in Eukaryota, Metazoa, Mollusca, Gastropoda, Stylommatophora, Geomitridae.
GCCGGGCAGAGUCGCUGCAGCAGACGUCUUGUUGGAGGAAAACAUUGCCAGUAUCAUGGAAGGCACACCUGAGGAAAUAAAAAGCGUAAUAUCUGGAAUCGAAUCCUUGCUGGAUAAAGUAGAGAGGCAGCAUGUGGAGAUGCUCGAAUACUACCUGUACAUCUUGGAUAACCUGGCUGCAGACAGAGGAGGCAAAACAGUCAGAGGCAUCCUCGGGGAAUUUCAGAAGAGGCUGGCUGAUAAAGAAG